AUGGUUGAUUUUAGAAAAUUCAUGCAAAUAGUAAUGCGCAAAUUUAAUGAUAAAUUGAAUGUUUCAGCUUCUGCUGCUAUGUUGAUCGCUGUUUUUUGUUUGUAUAAAGCCAGAGCUAAACCUAAUUUGCCACUAGUGAAGAUAAGCAAUUUCAUGUUAGUGUUGCAAAAGAAAUUGGUUGAAGAAGUAAUUUAUGAUGGCUCUCAUAUUUUAUUCAGAUGUGUCAAUUAAGCCUAAUGGUUAUCGACCUAGGCUGAGCCCAUGAUAAAGGGAAAGGAAUUAUUGAAGGCAUUGAUGGAAUAUGGUGUUCCAAGAUUUUAAAAUUCCACUUAAAUCUAUUACAACGAGAAACAAAUGAUGUAUAUAAUAAUGAGCAUAGCAGCCUUAUCAUAUACAUUUGGUAUUUUUGCAUCUCAUUUAAUUAAUUCUAAUAGACUUUCUAAUAAAUCUAUGCUUGCAUAAUCAACUGGAGUUAAGUUUUCGAAUAUUUAUGGAUUAGAUCACGCAAAGAAAUAACUUCAAUAAAUCAUUGAAUAUUUGUAAGAUCCUUUGAAAUACAGAAAUGUCGGUGCUAGACUAAGAAGAGGAGUCAUGAUAUAUGGACCUCCAGGCACAGGAAAAACCAUGCUAGCUAAGGCCACUGCAACUGAAAGCAAUGUCAAUUUCUUAUACUGCUCAGCAACAGAAUUCAUAGAGGUCUAUGUAGGAACUGGUCCUAAGAGAGUUAGAGAAUUGUUCAAAAAGGCACGACAAUCGUCUCCUGCAAUCAUCUUUAUUGAUGAAAUUGAUAGCAUUGCAUAUAAAAGAAAGAACUAAAAUUUUGGAACUGAAACUGGUGGUGAUAAUGAAAGGGUAAGUACUUUAAAUUAAUUACUAACAGAAUUGGAUGGGUUUAAAGAGAAUGAGAAUAUUGUGGUCAUUGCAGCAACCAAUCGAAUUUAAAUUCUAGAUGAAGCUCUUCUGAGAAGUGGUCGAUUCGAUAUCAAAAUAGAGAUAAAUUUACCAUCAGAAAAUGAGAGAAAAGGCAUCAUGGGGGUUCAUUUACAAAAUAAAAAACACUAAGUUUCAUCUGGAAUGAUCGAUGUAGUAGCCAAGAAUGCAUAUGGAUUUUCGGGAGCAGAUAUGGAAAAUAUUACAAAUGAAAGCGCAUACAUAGCCAUUGAGAAACAAUAAGAGUUCAUUAAUGAUGCCGAUUUCUAGGAAGCCUUAAAAAAGAUCACAAUGGAGAAAUAACAUAUGAAGGAUUAAAUAUUAAAUUUUUGA
Paramecium tetraurelia is the source of this 1263-nucleotide messenger RNA. RefSeq lists its product as uncharacterized. Gene Ontology annotation, molecular function: ATP-dependent peptidase activity; ATP hydrolysis activity; ATP binding. Gene Ontology annotation, cellular component: chloroplast thylakoid. Lineage: Eukaryota; Ciliophora; Oligohymenophorea; Peniculida; Parameciidae. Gene Ontology annotation, biological process: proteolysis. The transcript is spliced from 3 exons. The record is from RefSeq and is a predicted model, not a curated record.